GUUAGUGAAACUCGGGAGCGGAGGUAACACGCGCAUGUGAAGAAUCAGCCGUUUCUUUCACCAUUUCGCUGCAGUAAGACACUUGGAUCGAGCUCGGGCUCUCACGACUCUAAACCCUAAUCUGCUCUCGGAUAGAGUGAGUGAGAGAGAGUGAGAAGAGAUGGGGAUUCGUUUCUGUCUAUUAGUGCUAUCAAUCGCUGUACUGUGGGCACCUUGUCUAUCCGAUCUGGUCCUAUCGAAGGUUGAUCGACGGAUUGAUUUGACAUCGCAAAUUGUACGCAUCACGUCUUCGUUGAAGAUUGAAAAUGAAGGAGCUGAUCUGGUUUCGCAAGUUUUGUUGCCCUUUCCUGAUCAUGAGGCUAAGAACUUAGCAUAUUUGGCAGCAACAACUAGUGAAGGAAAAGGGAAAGGAAUAGUUUCUUCUUCCAGUCUCCCUAUUGAAGUUGUCAACCCUAAGGGAAUGCCUCAAGCCCUUACAUGGUAUUCUGUAUCAUUGCCCAAGGGGCUUAGUAAAGGGGAGAGGUUGAUUUUGGAUGUUCUGGCUGUUUUCACUCAUUCACUGAGGCCAUUUCCUGAGAAAAUUUCUCAACCUGAAAAUCAACGUGUUGUGUUCCAGGAUAGUGCAUACUAUCUUUCUCCUUAUGCAGUCAAGGUGCAACUGCUUAGUGUUAAAUUGCCUCCUGAUCCAAAGAUUGAAUCCUAUACAAAGUUAGACAAUACCAAGGUUUCCGGUUCAGAGAUUAAAUAUGGUCCAUAUGAGAACCUACCUUCUUUUUCAUACUCACCAAUUGUAGUUCACUUUGAAAACAAUAAGCCAUUUGCUGUUGCUCAAGAGUUGGUGCGAGAAAUAGAGAUUUCCCACUGGGGCAAUCUGCAGGUGACAGAGCAGUACAACCUCAUCCAUGGAGGUGCCCAAACCAUGGGGGAAUUUUCUAGACUGGAGUAUCAGGCUAGGCCUCAUGUAAGAGGUGCGUCAGCAUUUAAGAAUCUUGUUGCCAAAUUACCACCAAGAGCUCACUCUGUUUACUAUAGGGAUGAAAUUGGAAACAUUUCAACAUCUCAUUUGUGGGGUGAUGCAAAAAAGACACUACUAGAAUUUGAACCUAGAUAUCCGAUGUUCGGUGGUUGGAGAACUUCUUUUACCAUUGGAUAUGGCUUGCCACUCAAAGACUUCUUGUUCCAGUCAGAUGGGAAACGUUUUCUUGACUUCUCUUUUGGUUGCCCAAUUGAUGAUUUGGUCAUUGACAAUCUUAUUGUGAAGGUUGUUUUGCCGGAGGGCUCAAGGGAUAUUUCUGUAUCGGUCCCAUUUUCUGUGAAGCAAUGGCAUGAGACAAAAUUUUCCCAUUUAGAUAUGGUUGGUAGACCAGUAGUUGUGCUAGAGAAGACCAAUGUUGUACCAGAACAUAAUCAGCAUUUUCAGGUCUAUUACAAGUUCAACAAGCUUUCAUUGCUGAUGGAGCCAUUGAUGUUGAUUUUUGGAUUUUUCUCCCUGUUCGUUGCCUGCAUCAUUUAUAUGCAUGCUGACUUGACAAUCUCAAAGUCAUCUGCUUCUUAUCUGGCAAGACUGCAGUGGGAUGAGGUACAAACUGCUAUUCAGCAGGUUCAGAGCAUUAUAAAUAGGUGCUUAACAGUCCACGAUAGGCUAGAAGCAUCAUUGCGUGAUCUCUCCAGAACAGGGGAUGUGCAAGCCUGUAAAGCAGCUCGAAAGGCAGCUGACGGUGUGUUGAAAGAGCUUUCCAAAGAAUUGAAGCCCUUGUUGGCUUUUUUGCGUUCUUCUCCUCAAGCCGCUCCGCUAUUGCCAAAGGUGGACGACCUGGUUGCCAAGGAGAAAGAACUGCAGGAAAGAAUAAUGUCUAAACACUCUACGGUGGUGGACUCUUACGAGAAAAAACCUGGGGGACGUGAAAUUGAGAACCGUGUCGCUGCUCUUCAGCAGAAAGUCGCAGCACUAAGGCAGGAGGUUGAAGACAUCCUCGAUGUUAUUGAGGAGAUCUAAAACUAACAAACAUGCACCUUGACCGUGAGGAACACUUUUGUGGGCAAAUUGGUCGAGCUCUGAAUUUGUCUGUGGUCUGAAGGACAGCUUGAUGAAAUAGGUCCAACCAUCUAUGGUUCUUGUUUCAUCUUACAGUAGAUGAUGGUAAUUUAUUAAAGAUUUUGCCCUUUUUGUCUCUCAUUUACAUACACCUUCCUCUAGUUGUGGUUUAGUUGGGGCCGUACUCUUCUCGGUGACUUAAAAGAGUGUGGGGGCUUACAUUUCUAAUGUGGUAAAUGAGUCGUGAAAUCUGUUUCCUCGUAUGGCGUAGAUCGCACUCCCGUCUGUUGGUUGAUUUUUGCUUUCGGGUAUUACAAGAAAAGGUUAUUUAUUUA
Diospyros lotus (date-plum) is the source of this 2370-nucleotide messenger RNA. Its product is annotated as dolichyl-diphosphooligosaccharide--protein glycosyltransferase subunit 1A. Gene Ontology annotation, cellular component: membrane; oligosaccharyltransferase complex. NCBI's taxonomy places the organism in Eukaryota, Viridiplantae, Streptophyta, Magnoliopsida, Ericales, Ebenaceae. The record is from RefSeq and is a predicted model, not a curated record. The transcript has 10 exons. Bases 161 to 1996 code for a protein of 611 amino acids.